Messenger RNA from Vitis riparia (riverbank grape), 5040 nucleotides. RefSeq lists its product as uncharacterized. The coding region runs from base 318 to 4640 and encodes 1440 amino acids. NCBI's taxonomy places the organism in Eukaryota, Viridiplantae, Streptophyta, Magnoliopsida, Vitales, Vitaceae. Gene Ontology annotation, biological process: negative regulation of DNA-templated transcription. The record is from RefSeq and is a predicted model, not a curated record. The transcript has 9 exons. Gene Ontology annotation, molecular function: transcription corepressor activity; DNA binding.
CCACCAAUCCUCUCUCUCUAAACUCUCUUCUUUCUCUCUCUAAACCCCCUUCCCCGAAUUCGGCCCCAAUUGUCCUUCUCUUUCAGACAUCACCGGCGGAGGCUCGAUACGGUUCCGCCGAACGACGUCGUUCGGUGAUGGCUUCUGUCUGCUCUUCGGCAUUGGUACGCGUUUUCACUGUAUCAGUGAAACUUCGUGGUACUGCUUGGAGAUUGAUUGAGCUUGGCUGCUCAUGUAUCUUGGUUUGAUUCGGGUGGGUUUGUGAUAAUCUCAGGACAGAGUUUUUGAAAUUAGGGUUUGGGGGGUGAUUUGAUGAGAUGAAGGAGGGUUUGCGAUCUGGGAGUUUAGCGGCCCAGCUCGAGAGGGGGAAUGGGCCUUCGAGCCGUGUGAUUGUUCGGAGAAGGGGAAAUGAGGCGAUUAACAAUGGUGGUUUAGAGAGUGAAGAAAAGGGUUUGAAUUCAAAUGAUCAGAGAUGCCCGCUAUUGAUUUCAAGUGAUUUGGAGGUGAAUGGAGAGUCCAAGGAAACUGCAAUUGUGCCUUUGCCAAAGGAAAGUGUGAAAGUUGAGUGUGAAUGUGAAGAAGUUGGCAAAGCUAGCGAACCGGGACGACGUGGGAGGAAAAGGGGUAGGAAGAGUAAGUCUGAAUGUGGUGAAGGUGGGAUUGGGGAUUGUAAGAAGGUGAAGGAGUCUUUGGAGUGUAAAGUUGAGGUUGUUGGUAGGGUUCUACGGUCAAAGACUGUGGCAAUGCAAGCCAUUCAGAUGGAAAAAAAUGGGAGUGGGAAAGAAGUUGAUCUUGAACAGAGUGAAAGCGAUAUGGUUGGCCAAAGGGACAGUGGUAGUGCUCAUUAUGACAAGAAAAGGGUGAAGAUAGAGGAAGAUGAAUCUGAUGGUGGCUCAAGAAAGAAGUUGAAAGGGAAACAGGGGAGACCUGUUCAUGUGGAACGAAAACGUGGGAGGCCACGUAAGGAUCAAGGGAAAAAUGUGGUGUUGGAGAGGGUACUUGAUGAGAAAGAAGAGGCAAGUGGGUCAGAGAAAGUGAAACGAAAACGUGGCAGGCCUCCUAAGGUACUGGGGAAAAAUGUGGUGUUAGAGAGGGUAAAGAACAAAAAGGCAAGUGGGUCAAAGAGAAACACAAGGGCCUCUAAGUUGGAAGGCAUUGUCCAGCGGAAUGGACCAAACAGUCAUAUAGGGACAGAAUCAAGCAGAUUUUCAUUAACUGAAAAAAGUAAAUCCCAUGAACUGGGCAUACAGGAGCAUGAAACUUCAUCAGGUGUAAGAGGCAAGGGAGUGGGUGCUUUUGGUUUUAGGAAAGGGAAAAGGGGAGGAAGAAAAGCUAAACACAAGAAAGGAAAAAGCAAAGAUGGUAGAGCUGCCGAAAAGAAGUUAGUAAGAGAGCAAAUAAUAGAUAUGCUUAUAAGGGCGGGUUGGACAAUUGAUUAUAGGCCUAGGAGGGAUAAAGAGUAUAAUGAUGCAGUGUAUACAAGUCCUACAGGGCGGGGCUACUGGUCGGUCACCUUGGCUUACAAUGUGCUUAAAAGCCACUAUGAAGAUGGUCAUUGUGAGCCUGGUUUUACAUUUACUCCAAUACCAGAUGGGGUUCUCACGAAACUGAAGAGGAAUGCUAGUAAGGGAAAGAAGAGAAGAUUGAAAUUGGAGCAAGAAUAUGACAGCGGAGGUGAGAUGAAAUGUUGUAUCGUAAAAAAGAAAUCUGGAAAAAAUAAACAUGCUGGAGGGAAGUCAUCAAACAGGAAAAUGAAAGGGAGAUCAUCUCUUUCUGGGCAAGAUAAUUUAACUGGGACGCUACAUAAGGGAAUAUUAACAUCAGUCAGGAACCGCAAAUUACAAAGAACUCAAAAUACAAAACGAUUUGCUCUUUUGGCCCGCCACUCUAAGGAAGGGUUGACUACAGAUACUGAUGGCUAUGUACCAUAUUCUGGGAAACGAACACUGCUUUCCUGGAUGGUUGAUUUGGGAACUGUGCCACUCAAUGCAAAGGUGCAAUAUAUGAAUCGAAGAAAAACACGGGCACUGCUUGAGGGUUGGAUUUCAAGAGAUGGCAUUCGCUGUGGUUGCUGUAGUGAAAUACUCACAAUUUCGAAAUUUGAGAUUCAUGCAGGAACGAAAUUGUGCGAACCAUCUCAAAAUAUAAUUUUAGAGACUGGGAUUUCUCUGUUACAGUGCCAGCUAGAUUCAUGGAAUAAACAAGAGGAGUCUGAAAGAAGUGGGUUCCACCUUGUAGACGUUGGUGCUGAUGAUCCAAAUGAUGAUACCUGUGGCAUAUGUGGAGAUGGUGGGGACUUGAUCUGUUGUGAUGGUUGUCCAUCAACAUUCCACCAAAGCUGCUUGGAUAUACAAAAGUUCCCUUCAGGUGACUGGCACUGUAUAUAUUGUUCAUGCAAGUUUUGUGGAAUGUUCAGUGGGAACACAGAUCAAAUGAACUACAAUCUUGAUGUAAACGAUUCUGCAUUACUUACUUGCCAAUUGUGUGAGGAAAAAUAUCAUCACAUGUGUACUCAGGGAGAAGAUUCUAUACUUGAUGAUUCCAGUAGUCCUUCCUUUUGUGGGAAAACAUGCCGAGAGCUCUUUGAGCAACUACAGAUGCUUCUUGGGGUUAAACAUGAAUUGGAAGAUGGAUUUUCAUGGACUCUUGUUCAGCGAACUGAGGUUGGCUUUGAUAUAUCCCUUAAUGGAAUACCUCAGAAGGUUGAAUGCAAUUCCAAGCUAGCUGUUGCAUUGUCUAUUAUGGAUGAGUGCUUUUUGCCUAUAGUUGAUCAAAGAAGUGGGAUCAAUUUGAUUCAUAAUGUUCUCUAUAAUUGUGGUUCAAACUUUAAUAGGCUCAAUUAUAGUGGCUUCUUCACUGCUAUUCUUGAGAGGGGGGAGGAGAUCAUCUCUGCUGCAUCUAUUAGGAUCCAUGGAAACAAGUUAGCUGAGAUGCCAUUCAUUGGAACUCGCCAUAUUUAUAGGCGCCAAGGGAUGUGCCGUCGGCUUCUGAAUGCAAUUGAAUCUGCUCUUCACUCUCUCAAUGUUGAGAAAUUGGUCAUACCUGCUAUCUCCGAACUCAUGCAAACAUGGACUUCAGUUUUUGGUUUCAAGCCUCUUGAAGUGUCGAGCAGAAAAGAAAUGAGGAACAUGAAUAUGUUAGUCUUCCAUGGUACAGACAUGCUACAGAAACCACUAUUGAAAGAUCAGUCUGCCGAAGAAAGCAUGAUCCCCAGUGCAGUUUUGGAGUCCAAUGAACUUAAGAAGGAUCUUGAUAUUAAGCAUGGGGUAGCAAAUAAUUCUGAUAAGACAUGUUCCCCUGGGUCUGAUUUGAAUAUUUCCAGCAAGGGUGCCAAUCUUUCUCUGGCAAUAUGCAAUGGGCCUGCUGCUGUGGAAUCUGGUUCACAGCUUAAUGAAGGCUCCUUGAAUGAUUCAUCUGACAUCACAAGUGAGACAACCAAUUUCCCAGAAUCUGCUACUAAUGAAAAAAGUCUAGUCCAUGAUAAUCUGGAGGGGAAAAAUAGAACUGUCAUAUGUCCUCAGCCUUCUGCUUGUGAUGCUCAUGCAGUAAAUGCACACUCAGCUACUGAAGGGAUUGAUAAACAUCAAACUGCUGUUGAUGAUUCUAUCAUUCUGGCUCCUGCUGAGAGGACUGUUGAAUCUGACUCCAAAUUGAAUCAACAGAGAACAUGUGACGUGGAAAAAAAACCACUUGGAGUUUCUUGCCUUGGGUCUGAAGCAACUGGCUGUGAGAAAGAAGUUUUUCAUGCAUGCAAGGAGGGUAAGGAAACUGUUGGUUUUGAGCUGAAAAAUGACAUUAUAAAACAAAGUAAUAAUUCCUUGGAUGACAAUAUUAAUCCUCAACACCUGGAUGUGGAUUUUUCACAUGGGUCAGGCGAGAAUACUGCUUGCCUUAAUUUUGGGGCUAGAAGUCAGAUGUCUGAUGAUGCAAAGGAUGGAAAGCACAGUGAUUUUCAGCAGUUGCAGGUCAUAGGAUAUACUUUGGAAGCUGAUGACAAGGUGCGAAAUACUCUCAAAGCUGAGGAUGGGGUUGCAGUUGUUGGUCCUAAACCUUCAGCACCAGGUGGGGCAUGUCCAACAUCUACUCAGUGUUCUGAGAUUCUGUGCCAGAGGUGCACCUCUUCAAAUGAAGCAGUUUCUCACCUGAUGCCCCCAUCUACUCCCCAAAAAGUGCGAGAUGUAGCAAAUGAUCCCUGCGCAGCUUUGCUGGUUGGCUGUGAUCUUGGAUCUUCCUGUCAGGGUGAUGGACUUGAUUCUCAUAAACUAGAAUAUGUCGCUGCUUCAGUUAAUACUAAUUGCCAACCUUCUGAUGCCGCCACAGAACCUAAUGAACAUCUCCAGCCCAUGGAGUUGGCAUCAGGCCUUGACAGAAAUGAUGUUCCUGAGUCUGAUGCAUGUGCCUUCACUUGUCCUGUUGGAAUGAGCCAUCAAACUCCUAAAGACUCCCAUAAGGCCAGUGAAACCGGCCUUUGUUCUCAUGAUGAUGGUUUUCCUCCAGACAGGCCUCAGACUGUCAUUGAGUCUGAUUCUGUGGCUGACCACUCAAGCUCAGGUUCUGGUAUGGCCCUUCUCUGUGCCUCCGGCGGGUGUAAAGCAGGUGGUGCUCCUGAGGUGAUGGUAGUUUCAAACCAGGCUAGUUAAUUUUCUUCUCCCCAUUAGCCACAGCCCCUCUGAAAGCAGCCUUGUACAAAUGAUAGGGAGUGCUCUUCUUGCUGGAUUCACAGACUCAACUUUCAUUUUCUCAAUUGGGAUAUCAAUAGGGUUUUUUUUUGGUGGUGAAAACUACAAACAAGUAAGCACAGAAGAGUUGUGUCAUUUAGGUUAUGAUCAUCUCAAAGUUUUGGGGGUUUGUUUAAAAUUUUUGUCCAGGUAUAGCUUUAAAGAGGUCUGUAACUUAGUAGUAUCCUCAAAUCUCAAUCAUGACUUAAAUGCUACCUUGAUUCAGAGGAGGUGGUGUACAGCAGACUUGCCCCAUCUUCAUUGUAAAUGUGGAAGAAGUCAAGCCUAAUUGAUAGGAAAUAGCUGUUUCCAAUUUUCCAUA